Molecule: messenger RNA, 2645 nt
Organism: Sphaeroforma arctica JP610
Lineage: Eukaryota; Ichthyosporea; Ichthyophonida
Exons: 3
Coding region: 1-2601 (866 amino acids)
Cellular component (GO): nucleus
Source: RefSeq, a predicted model, not a curated record
AUGCAUCCGGAUAUAGUUACAACUAUACUGUAUGACUCGCAUGUCGAUACGUACGUACGUAGGCAUCAGUUCAUACAUUCUCGUAUACUUAUCACCCUCUUCGUUCCCACCCAGCUGCAAGACGCAUUUGCCGGAUUGUUAUCCGAAGCAAGAGAAGAUGAGCUCGUCUUCCGCAUACACAACCUGCGUGAUAUACAGCCAAGUGGUACCCAUAUACACCCAGAUGAAAGAGCCCAGCUAUGCGCUUCAGACGUCUCAAACUAUAUGCGAACGUUACAACCGCUGAUGCACGGCGUCAUAUGGCAGAAGGAUGUCUUUCAAAUCAGGGCCAUCGCGGGUGAGGAAUGGGAUACCACCAUAAACAGGGGUCCGAAUACGAAUGCAAACCCCCACAGAUGUCCACGAUUAGGCGGUGAAUUGAGGUUUGGAGAUAACAUCGAAGAUGAAUGGUUCUCCGUUGCGCUGCUAUGCGAGUUGACCAGGUUAAACGCUGAUAUAGUUGUGACCGCACGGGACACGGACGGCGAGUUUUUAUUAAUAGAAACCGCGGCGGCGCUACCUGACUGGCUCACACCGGACACCUGUGACAACAGAGUGUUCAUACACCAGGGUGUGCUACACAUCAUACCACAGACUCUCACAACAAACGAGCAUCUCUCGCUGGAUGAAGGUCUCGAACUCGUCUUUAGCCACCCGGAGCGUACCCAGGCCUCGUCCCAAGCACAGGCGAUCUUCAAUACUCGCGUUAUCAUGGCGAUGCACACGGCACACACCUCCAACCACGUGGCGCAUACCAUCAUACCUGCGGGUGUGGCUGCCAUUUUAGAUUGCGAACCGCAAUUGGUUGCGGCCGCGGUCGAGGCUAUUUAUAGCAGAGAUCCCAUCGAGAUGCGUGUGUGUAAGAAGAUGGAAACUUUCUCCCCGCUGGCUAGUGUGGCACACAUUGUAUUGUUCUCUCGCUGUCUAUACGCGCAACUGAACCACAUCGAAUUUGCGUUGCCGAAAGUGUUUGGACCCGAACCUCGGCACAAUACAAAAGAGCACGUGCCAUUUAUUAUCGGUGCCAAGUUGGCGUGUGGGUUUGAGAUUCUUGCGGACAGAGAGCGGCGCUUAAGGAAAAAGCAGGAUAAACAAACCGGGACGAGUGCGAAUACGAAAACUGAUAGAGGUAGCGCUGACACAGGGACUGAUUUCAGGGAAGGUGCGUAUGGAGACGAACUGGGCGAUGCUCUCGGUGUGGGUGGCGGUGAGAGUACGCAAAUGGAUAUAGAUUUUGAUGGUGUGGAGUGGACUACGUAUCUGAAGGGAUUGGAGAGGCGCGGGUACUUUAAAGACGAGAUUAAGGGGUCGCAGAUGUACAGGAAGUUGUUUGAGAGUGCACGCGACGGUUUCAAACGAGGAUUCAAGAAAGCGCGUACGGUAGCGACAGAGGAUGGCGAUGACGACGAUAUGUUGCCUCAGGCACAUAUUUGGGAUAUAUAUAUGAACACGGAUGUGCAGGAGUACUUCGAGGCGCACAAAAAAGAUACAAUCGAUACUCUCGAUGCCGCGGACAGCAUAGACUGGUUGUUUAUGACCGGAGAGGAAAUAGAGGAGCAGUGGGAGUCGCGUAUGUCCGGGGGGGCUAUACCAAGCACAGAGGAGGGCCUUAAUAAGCGCAACGAAAGGAGCGAUAGAGGGGAUGAAAUUAGCUCGAUAGAACCUGAAGCAGGCAUCGGAAGUGACGAUGUUCUGCGUGGUACUCGAAAGGGUGUGGAUAAGAACGAAGACACAGAGUUGGGGAGUGAGAUACCUGCUAUGAUAGCUUCCCUGAAGCAAUUUGUGGGUCAGAGAUCAGAGUUUGACGGUGUUGUUGUGCCCCCGUCGACAGCAGGCGACACUACAGCUGAGAAUAGAGCUGAUACUGGCAAAGACACUCGUGCUAAAAGAAGAUCACCGAGCGAGAUGGUGGAUACCGAUGAUUUUGACACCCGUAACUUCUUCAAACACAUACAGUCAAUAUUAGGAGGGUUUGAUCUAGGGGAGGGUGAUCUGGAUGCAGAGCAAUUGAGCGGAGCGUUCGAUGUCCAGAAAGCCGCAGACGGCUUAAACGACUUCUUGGGAAGUGACACCAGUGUGAGUGAUAGUGAUGACGAAGAUAUUGUCGACCUGAACCCAAAGCGGGCACAGCAGAGGACCACUAUGAGUGCUAGUGGAAACAGGGUAAGGUUCACGGAACCAGAAGAGGUCAGCGACGGUGAUGAGAUGCAGGCCUACUAUGAAGACAUGCAGCGAGAACUGCAAAGCACCAAGGUGAAUGAAUCAUUUGUUCUGGCGAAGGACGUGAGUCAGAACAACGGGCAGGCAGCGGGGAUAGACCAAGAAAAGGCCCACUUACAUGAUGAGAAUGCUGACGAAACGGCACAGUCAUCCGAUGCAACGGUCAGUACAGAGGGCGAUGGAUUGCAGGAAGGAUUGAUGGUGGAUGUGGAUGUGAAUUUGCUGAAGAAUAUUUUGGAAUCGAUUGAGUCGCAACAAGGGUUGUCGGGACCGGCGGGUGUGUUGCUUGAGAGUCUGGGUCAUAAAUUGCCAACGAAUGCGAGCGAAUUCGACUUGGAUUAAAUAAAAUUGUAAGAAUGAAUGUUUCUAAUUCUAUGCACAAGCAG